AUGGAACAACCAGACCUACGACCAGGUGACGUGGGAGCUGGAGGAGGACGUUCAGCAGGAGCAAAGCAAGAUCAUUAUUUUCCGACGCAACGAAACGCCUCCAGAUAUCAAGAGCAUCGUUUCGGUCUCUACGUGGGCGGUCUGAGGAAACCUGACAUGUGUAGGGAUAAACGGCCUCCACCGGAGAGCUACCGCCAAUACAAGGAUAGCAUGCCUCUGAAGAACGGUGUGGUUCUCCGAGAGUACCAAAUCGAAGGUGUGAAUUGGCUGAUCUUCUCGUGGUAUCAGCGUCGCAACUGCAUCCUGGCCGAUGAGAUGGGACUGGGGAAAACCUUGCAGUCGAUCGCGCUGCUGAACCACUUCUACACAGUGGAGCAUAUCCGAGGUCCGUUCCUGGUGCUGGCGCCGCUCUCUACGCUGGGUCACUGGAAGCGAGAAAUCGAGAACAGCACGGACUUGAACGUGGUGUUUUAUCACUCUCCGCAUGGCGGUAUUGAAUCGAGAGAGCGAAUCCGAGCCUAUGAGUUCUACUAUCCGGGGUACGAGAACUCGGGAGUGUACAAGUUUAACGUGCUGCUCACGACCUACAACAUUCUCAUGUCCGAUCUGGAGGUGCUGCAGGAUAUUCACUGGAAAUAUCUGAUCAUCGACGAGGCGCAGCGCGCGAAGAGCCAGAGCACGAAGUUGUUCUCGGCCCUGAAGCAGAUCCGUGCAGACGCGAAGCUGCUUCUGACGGGAACGCCGCUCCAGAACAACAUGAGCGAGUUGUGGUCUUUGCUGAACUUCAUCGAGCCGACUACCUUUUCAUCGGAGAUGGAUUUCAUCAACCGUUAUGGCAAUCUAACCUACGCAAACCAGGUCGCCUCUCUGCAUCAGCUGCUCCGUCCCUACUUUUUGCGUCGCGUGAAAUCGGAUGUGGAGAAGAACAUUCCUCCCAAGACGGAAACGGUAAUCGAUGUGGAGCUAACCAUGCUCCAGAAGAAGUACUACCGCGCCAUCUAUGACCGCAACCGAGCCUAUCUGGAGUAUGAGGGCAGCAGCAUGGCGCAGCUAGUUAGCAUUGUGACGGAGCUGCGAAAGUGCUGCAACCAUCCGUUUAUGAUUCGAGGCGUGGUGGCCAAAGAGACUCACGACGAUCGGUUUCUCUAUCAGAAGCUGCUGGUGCAGGCGAGCGGCAAGUUCGUGCUGCUGUCCAAGCUGCUGCCCGAGCUGCACCAGGAGCACCACCAGGUGCUGAUUUUUUCGCAGUUUAUCACCACGCUGGAUCUGCUGGAGGACUUGCUGGCGCUCCUGGAGUUUUCGUUUGACCGGCUGGACGGGAGCGUUCGGGGCGAUCUGCGUCAGCAGAAGAUCGACCGGUUCAACUCGGGGAAGGUCUUUGCGUUUCUGCUGUCCACGAAGGCGGGAGGCUUGGGGCUGAACCUAACGGCUGCGGACACCGUGAUCAUUUUCGAUAACGACUGGAACCCGCAGAACGACGUGCAGGCCGAGGCCCGCGCGCACCGCAUCGGGCAGCAGAAGCCCGUGCAGGUGUUCCGUUUGGUGACGAAAGGAACGUACGAAGAAGACCUGUUCAGCCGAGCGAGCAAGAAGCUGGGCCUCUCUCAGGCCGUGUUUGAAUCAGGAGGCAUCCAGUCCCACUUCCGCGGCCCCACGCUGGACAACACGAGCAGUCUGCUCGACAUGGAUGUGAAGAAAAUCGAGCAGCUGCUGAAGUUUGGUGCCUACGCGUUCGCCGAUACUGUGGACACGGAGAACCAGAUCAACACGCUGGACUUCAAGGAGUUCAUGAAGCGGAACAGCCGAACGUAUGUGAUUAAGGACACGCCGAAUGGGGAGGAGUCGACGCAGAUCGAAGGUCCGCCGGAGGAGGAUAGCGCGAGGAAGCUGCGAUUCAACCAGGCCUACUUCGUGCCUCGAAACAACAAAGAGAUCGAUUUCAAGGACCCCCAGUUCUGGGACAAGGUGUUGGGUCCUCGGAUGGGUGAGCGAUUGUUCCGGAACUUGGAGCACAUUCUGCAGAGCCACGAUUUGGGGGAGAUCCGCGACUAUUUGAUCGAUUUGAACACGCUGUUAGUGGACGUGAUCAAGAAGAAGAUGGGCGGCAACACCCACCACGACUACUCGAAUCUGAUGAAUCUGCUGCACACGCUGGCCGAGAGCAAAUUCUUUUUCGGCGAUGUGAACAUCAGCGAGCUGGCGGUGAAGUGGAAGGAAGUGGUGGAGAUGAAGGGUCGCCAGCUCCGUCGGAAGAAGCUGGUCCAGGUUCCCUACACGGUGGACGGCUACACGGUGGAGCUGACGGACUUCGCGGACUCGGAGGCCAUGUCGCUCCGCCACAUCUACACCGACACGGAGAGCGAUUCGGUGAGUCGUCGCACCACCAAAUCGCGCGGAGCCAAGCGUUCCAGCGAGGCGGACAGCGAGAAGACCACCAAGCGUCGCCGCAAGCGCGCUGCCGCGCCGCCCGUGUCGGACGAAUCGCACUUGGCGGUGCGUCUGAACGUGCAGCAAGUGGACGGGCGCGCGGUGUACUCGUUCAGCGAGGUCGUGGACCAGACUCCUGUGGUGACGAAGACGCGAGGCCGCAAGCCGCGCGUCGCAGCGGAGGAGAAGGACUUCGCCCGGAAGGUGAAGAAGCCGCAGUUCGAGGUGUACUUCGACCUGAGCAGCGAGAUCAACAAGAUGAGCUACAACAUGUAUCGGGAGAAUUGGCAGAACUACCCCCACGAAAAGUGGUACUGCUGCGUGUGUUUCGGGGAUGACGACAUGCCGCAGAAUCCGAUGCUGCGGUGUGCGUGCUGCGGAUGCAUCGUGCACAAGUACUGCUAUGGAGUGGACCCGCUGCCGAGCAAUCCGAGCGAGUGGCUGUGCGACUACUGCCAGUACGUGAAGGACAACGGACUGACCUGGAAAGGACAGGAGCUGGCCUGCCCGCUGUGCUACUUCACCGGAGGGUGCUACAAGAAGACAGUGACGAACAGCUGGGUGCACGUGCUGUGCGCGGUGUGGGCGAGCGAGAUCCGCUUCGGCGAUGAACUCCACAUGCGCAACGUGAGCGGCAUCGAGAGCAUUCCCGACAACAUGCGGAAGUACAAGUGCUUCUUGUGCCACAAGACAGGUAGCUACGUGCUGACGUGCAUGCACCCGGUGUGCUCGAAGCACUUCCACCCGGUGUGCGGAAGAAAGAGCGGGUUGCGGAUGGAGUGGGUGGCGAAUGAGGGGUUACAGGCGUUCUGCGACAAACAUGGGAAGAAGAAAAAGACACGAUCGGCGUCGACGAGUACUACUUCCCGUAGGACUCGGGUCAUCACGUCGGAUCGUGAGGAUAGUUAUCAGGACGGGGAAGAAUAG
Molecule: messenger RNA, 3354 nt
Organism: Blastocystis hominis
Lineage: Eukaryota; Bigyra; Opalinata; Blastocystidae
Exons: 8
Coding region: 1-3354 (1117 amino acids)
Biological process (GO): chromatin remodeling
Cellular component (GO): nucleus; chromatin
Molecular function (GO): ATP-dependent chromatin remodeler activity; chromatin binding; ATP binding
Source: RefSeq, a predicted model, not a curated record